CACUUUAAACUCUGGCGCCGACCCAUCGCGGGCACCCACCUGUACCAGUACCGAGUGUUCGGGUCGUACACAGACGUGACUCCCCGGCAGUUCUUCAAUGUCCAGCUGGACACGGAAUACAGGAAGAAAUGGGACUCGCUGGUCAUCAAACUGGACGUCAUCGAGCGAGAUGUGGCCACGGGCUCCGAAGUGAUUCACUGGGUCACUCAUUUUCCGUACCCAAUGUACUCACGAGACUACGUCUACGUCCGGCGGUACAGCGUAGACAAGGAGAACAACCUGAUGGUGCUCGUCUCACGGGCAGUGGAGCACCCGAGCGUCCCUGAAGACCCCGAGUACGUGCGGGUCAGGACCUACGAGUCCCAGAUGGUCAUCCGGCCCCACAAAACCUUCGACGAGAACGGUUUUGACUAUUUGCUGACCUACAGCGACAACCCGCAGACCGUGUUCCCCCGCUACUGCGUCAGCUGGAUGGUCUCGAGCG
Molecule: messenger RNA, 484 nt
Organism: Pterocles gutturalis (yellow-throated sandgrouse)
Lineage: Eukaryota; Metazoa; Chordata; Aves; Pterocliformes; Pteroclidae
Gene: STARD7
Product: StAR-related lipid transfer (START) domain containing 7
Exons: 6
Molecular function (GO): lipid binding
Source: RefSeq, a predicted model, not a curated record